AUGUCCUCAGGCGAAAGGCAUCAAGAUAGUCACGUCAAGGGAACGCAGUCGGAUCCUUACAAACGGCGCAGGCCAAAUGCUUGCGACAUGUGCAGGAAGAGAAAAGGCGACGGCAAACAGGUUCAGACAGCUAAAUGCUCGAAUUGUACGGCCCGUAACUGGACAUGCGAAUGGACUGGAUACGACGCAAGGGGGAAGUACACUGGAUAUAUUGAAGCCCUUGAAGUGAAGGUCAUGAGGCUUGAGAGUCUUAUCAGACGGCUCUCACCGGGUCAGGACUUCACUAAAGAAGUAGGUUUCACUUUGACCCGCGAUAAUUGGAUGAUGCCUGGUGUUUGCGGAAUGUCCUUGCUGGAGGAUCCUCUGCCACAGGGAUCCUCAGAAGCCGGCGCUGUGUAUCUACCAACAGCUACAACAUCGAGCUCCCUCGCCAUUCUAGGUCCCGAACAAGCGCCGCCUCUGACGCCCAUGGAGGAGGAUGGUCACCUGUCAGAUGAAGAGGAUAGUCUGACGACAAAACUUCGCCAGCUUCCUGCCAUCCUAUCUGCGAAGCACAGGGACACAUCGAACUACCUGGGCAGGUCGUCUGCAGUCAGUCUUCUGAAAGUGGCAAUCACCCUGUGCUCUCGACUAGCACCACACUCCAAUGCUGGUUCUAUCUUCGGCAAUGCCCGGAGACGGCCAGAAUGGAUGGAAGACCUCGCGAACGAGACGGACCAGGUUCCGUAUAACUUUCCAGAUCCAGACCUUCUUGAUGAAUUCGUCGAUCUAUACUUCUUGCACGUCCACACAUUCGCGCCAGUUCUACAUCGCAUCAGGAAAACGCCUGCCCCGUAA
Peniophora sp. CBMAI 1063 is the source of this 837-nucleotide messenger RNA. Lineage: Eukaryota; Fungi; Basidiomycota; Agaricomycetes; Russulales; Peniophoraceae. The record is from the annotation of a GenBank genome assembly.